This is a messenger RNA of Candidula unifasciata, 1020 nucleotides long. The record is from the annotation of a GenBank genome assembly. NCBI's taxonomy places the organism in Eukaryota, Metazoa, Mollusca, Gastropoda, Stylommatophora, Geomitridae.
AUGACUAGUACAUCUUCCAUGACAAGUACAUCUUCCAUGACUAGUACAUCUUCCAUGGCUAGUACAUCUUCCAUGACAAGUACAUCUUCCAUGACAAGUACAUCUUUCAUGACUAGUACAUCUUCCAUGGCUAGUGCAUCUUCCAUGGCUAGUGUAUCUUCCAUGACUAGUGCAUCUUUUAUGACAAGUAGACCUUCCAUGACUAGUGCAUCUUCCAUGACAAGUACAUCUUCCAUGACUAGUGCAUCUUCCAUGACAAGUAGACCUUCCAUGACUAGUGCAUCUUCCAUGACAAGUACAUCUUCCAUGACAAGUAGACCUUCCAUGACUAGUAAACCUUCCAUGACUAGUACAUCUUCCAUGACUAGUGCAUCUUUUAUGACAAUUACAUCUUCCACGACUAGUACAUCUUCCAUGACUAGUACAUCUUCCAUGACUAGUACAUCUUCCAUGACUAGUGCAUCUUUUAUGACAAGUACAUCUUCCAUGACUAGUACAUCUUUUAUGACAAGUACAUCUCCCAUGACUAGUGCAUCUUUUAUGACAAGUACAUCUUUAAUGACUAGUACAUCUUCCAUGACUAGUACAUCUUCCAUGACUAGUACAUCGUUCAUGACAAGUACAUCUUCCAUGACUAGUACACAUUCCAUGACUAGUACAUCUUCCAUGACUAGUACAUCUUCCAUGACUAGUACAUCUUCCAUGACUAGUACAUCUUCCAUGACUAGUACAUCUUCCAUGACUAGUACAUCUUCCAUGACUAGUACAUCUUCCAUGACUAGUACAUUUUCCAUGACUAGUACAUCUUCCAUGACUAGUACAUCUUCCAUGACUAGUACAUCUUCCAUGACUAGUACAUCUUCCAUGACUAGUACAUCUUCCAUGACUAGUACAUUUUCCAUGACUAGUACAUCUUCCAUGACUAGUACAUCUUCCAUGACUAGUACACUUUCCAUGACUAGUGCAUCUUUCAUGACCAGGACACCCACCUUUUAUGACAAGGUUACCUUCCAAUACUAG